Molecule: messenger RNA, 3177 nt
Organism: Xiphias gladius (swordfish)
Lineage: Eukaryota; Metazoa; Chordata; Actinopteri; Istiophoriformes; Xiphiidae
Gene: abtb1
Product: ankyrin repeat and BTB (POZ) domain containing 1
Exons: 12
Coding region: 191-1621 (476 amino acids)
Cellular component (GO): ubiquitin ligase complex; cytoplasm
Molecular function (GO): protein binding
Source: RefSeq, a predicted model, not a curated record
CUGGAGCUGUUAGACCAAAACACUGAGGACCAGAGCAGCUUGUCAACAACUGUGCAGAAAGCAGCGACAGCCACCCAACUUUCUCAGCGUUGACCCAGCAAACUCUGAAGCUAUACCAAAACAUCGCUCACCUGUCCGGUAGACAGGCCGUCUCAAUGCAUUACAGAGGACCGAAAACACCGAGGGCGUCAUGGAUGUGUACGAUUUGUUCAGUAGUUGCAGAAAGGGCGACAUUUGUAGAGUCAGAUACCUCGUUGAACAAAGAGAUGUGGACCUCAAUGUAAGAGAUAAAUGGGACAGCACCCCUUUGUAUUAUGCCUGUCUCUGUGGUCAUGAGGAGCUGGUCCAGUACCUGUUGGCUAGUGGUGCCAAGUGUGAAGCCAACACAUUUGAUGGCGAAAGGUGCAUGUACGGCUCCCUGAAUGACUCUGUACGACGCCUGCUCAAAGAUUAUAAGUGUGUCAGUGUCCGUGCCAUGCAGCGGGAUGAUUUUAACUACUUUCUGCACAUGUUACUGGAGCAGGGUCUACACAGUGACGUCAAGUUCCUGGUUCAUGGACAAACAUUUCCCGCCCACCGCUGUGUUCUCAGUGCACGCUCAGAGUACUUCACUGAAAUGUUUGAGACCAAAUGGAAAGGGAAGAACUUGAUAACCCUCAAACACCCUUUGAUCAACCCUGCAGCCUUUGGAGCCAUCCUGCGAUAUUUCUAUACAGGACGGAUGGAUAUUGAUAUAAGCCUUGUGGAGGAUUGCAGACGACUUGCUAAACAGUGCAAGAUGGCAGAUUUCAUGGAGGAGCUGGAGAAUAAAUGCAAACAGGUGUAUGAAUUUGUGUCCAACAAGCCAGGAAUUUGUGUGAAAGUCCUGAGCCUGGAGCCGCACAGCUGUCAGCUUCAGGAGGAGAUGGCUCAGUUAGCAGAUUGUGCACUGCCCACUGAACUAAGAGUUGGAUUUGGAGAGCUUCCCUUUAACAGAGUCGACUGCUUCCCUACUUAUCCCGACAUCUGCUUCAGAGUGGAUGGUUCCAAUUUUUUGUGUCACAAGGCAUUUUUCUGCGGGCGUAGUGACUACUUUAAAGCCUUACUGGAGGACCACUUCAGUGAGGGAGAGCAGCUGCAGUCCCAGCCCAGCACCCCAGUGAUAACUUUACACAACAUCUCCCAUGAAAUCUUUAUCCACGUCAUGUAUUACAUCUACACUAAUUAUACAGAGCUAACGACGGAGAACGUGUUUGACGUGCUCUGUGUGGCUGACAUGUAUCUGCUGCCGGGGCUAAAGCGUCUGUGUGGGAAGACGCUUGCUAAGACUAUAUGUGAAGAUAACGUUCUGUACAUGUGGAAGACGGCCAAGCUUUUCCGUCUCUCUCGGCUGGAGGAUCAAUGCACAGAGUUCAUGGCCAAGAUCAUUGAGCGGUUGGUGGAGCAGGCCGAGUUUGCCGAGAUCAUCAAAGAGGACGCUGCGUCGCUGGAGGAGCGACAUGAGACUGACUCCGUCCCCCUGGUGGACGACAUCCGCUACCACAUCGCCAGCAAUGUGCAGACAUACAGCGCGAUUGAGGAGGCCAAUCAGAAGCUGGAGGCCUUGGAGGAGCUGCUGUCCAGCAUUAAUAUUGACUGUUGAAGGGUCGGUAGGUUGUGGUUUUUUGGCUGCAGCUGCUGUGGAGUUUGAGGUUUUUAGGGUGGAUGCUUUGGCAGGGGACAUACGGUGGUGCAUCUGCAGUGAGACAAAAAACAAUGAGAGGUGAAAAGAAAAAGAUAUGCUUCUGUAUGUUUGUAGGUUUUAUUUUAUUUACAGUAUAUUGUACAGAAUAUAUAUUUUGAAAGGAGUUGGUUCUAAUGUUACAGGGGCAUAUUUAGAGACAACUGUUUUUUAUGUUGGCUGUUUAAAAUUUUUUUGAGCGAGACAUACCAAAUGUGCGAAAAGAUAUUUGGUAUAAAGAAUCAUGUGAAUCUGUUGGUAAGUUUUCCAAGAUGGGUUUAGAGGAAAUUGUGUAUUGUAUAUUUACAACAGAAUAUCUUUUUGCAUUGCACAUGCAUGAAUUUAAUUUAGGCAUUAUUUGUAACUGCUAGAAUUUAGACUAGCUGGUUAUUUAGCUGUUUUAAAAUGUAGUUUGGCCCCCACAGAGUUCAGCACCAGCCCUUACAUUGUUCUCCACUUGAGAACUAUUGGUAAAAAAGAGGUAUGCGUUCACUUCUUUUAUCCAAAAAGUAUUUUUAAUUUUGAGCACUUAUUUUAAAGUUACAUAGAAUAUAGAUUUAUGAUGUAUUUCAUGCAAAGAAGCAGUUAAGGUAUUUUUGAACUGCCUGCAGCUUUUAAUUUGUAUUUGAUUGGAUUUUGCAGCUGUAGUUCACCUCACUAUUUGACCAGUGACAUUCCUCUAGCAUGAAUACUUACACUAACCCCCCACCCAACCCCCCAACAUACUCCUGCACUUUAUGUACAUUUAACAUGAUAAACCUAUUUUCUGCUGUAUAACGGCAUACCUCUCUUGCCCAGUGUGUGCAAAAGAAAGUAAAGCUGUUACUAAACUGCAUGUAAAAUUCAUCAUCAAAAUUGCAAAAUAUUUUAAAAUUUGUUUUCAAAAUGGUGAUGUCAUCCAUCUCUCAGCCUCAGCCUGCUGUUAGAUAAUUGGAUAAAUAACCGCUUUGGGUUUUGCCAAUUAAACGUGGUUUGGCAAGCACGUGUAGUGUUUUAUUCAAUACAUCACAUGAAUUUUGAAGUGUCUGAUCAUGGCUUCAUUUGAAUUCAUUAUGACAUUCUUUUUGCCAUGUUAGCAGCAUGGCUCUAGGGAUGGCAAUGUCGGUCAUUUGAUCCAUCGCUUUGGUCGAGACUGAAAUAUCUCAGCAACUAUUGGUCUAAUGAGGCUUUUGUGACCCCAAAACUUUUCCUUUGGUGCCACCAUUAGGUUGAUAUUUGUUUUUUUAAGUGAAAUAUCUUAACAACUGUUGGGCUGGAUUGUCAUGAAAUUUUGUACAAGUGUUCAUCUUACUCUCAGGAAUUGUAAUAACUUGGGUAAGCCUUUCAUUUGACAUCCAAAGCCAUCAUCUUCUGGCGGUUAUUAAUGUACAGUACUUGUUUUCUCCUUGUUGUUAAAGCAAUUUCUUACUUAUUUCAUACAGCAAUGUGGGGGUUGCAAGUUUCCAGUACAGUAUAUAUUAAGCAUUUAUUGAAAAUGA